Rhododendron vialii is the source of this 2409-nucleotide messenger RNA. Its product is annotated as NAD-dependent malic enzyme 59 kDa isoform, mitochondrial. The transcript is spliced from 19 exons. Gene Ontology annotation, cellular component: mitochondrion. NCBI's taxonomy places the organism in Eukaryota, Viridiplantae, Streptophyta, Magnoliopsida, Ericales, Ericaceae. Gene Ontology annotation, biological process: malate metabolic process; pyruvate metabolic process. The record is from RefSeq and is a predicted model, not a curated record. Gene Ontology annotation, molecular function: NAD binding; malate dehydrogenase (decarboxylating) (NAD+) activity. Bases 377 to 2185 code for a protein of 602 amino acids.
GCUCAUUCACCACUCGAUAGUCGAUAGUCGCACUCCACUACAUUCCCACCCUCCCCGUAAAAUCUCGGGCAGCUCAGCGUUAUUCCUCCGCGUCUCUCUCUCUCUCUCUAGCUCUCAGUAACUCAGUUGCAGCUUCUUCUUCAACAGCUGCUUCAACUUUCCACGACAGCGUUAAACAGUCGAACGAAUAGUCCAAUACAUAAUCUAACCUUUAUAAAUACUUGAAUGGGACUACGACCAUUUCCUUUCAACCGAAAGAUUCACUGACCAAAAAAAACAAUGGCCUUGUGUUGACACAAGUCACUGCCCUGAUCUCGAGUCCUGAUCUUCAGUUGCCUCUUCUGGUUCGGUGAUUUGAGUUUUUUUAGGGCCCGGAAUGUGGAGGCUCGCUCGAUCCGCGGCGUCGAACCUCCGCCGUGCGCGGCGGUUCUCCACGUGCAUCCCUGGUCCGUGUAUUGUCCACAAGCGAGGCGCCGAUAUCCUUCAUGAUCCGUGGUUCAACAAGGAUACUGGUUUCCCUUUGACAGAAAGAGAUCGUCUUGGGCUCCGCGGUCUCCUCCCUCCUCGUGUGAUAUCAUUUGAGCAGCAAUAUGUCCGUUUCAUGGAGUCAUAUCACUCACUUGAGAAGAAUACUCAAGGACAACCAGAUGGUUUUGUGUCCUUGGCAAAAUGGAGGAUCUUGAAUCGACUGCAUGACAGAAAUGAGACGUUGUACUAUCGAGUCCUGAUUGAUAAUAUCGAAGAUUUUGCUCCUAUAAUAUACACUCCAACAGUUGGACUGGUAUGUCAAAACUAUUCAGGGUUGUUUAGACGCCCACGCGGAAUGUACUUUAGUGCAAAAGAUAAAGGAGAGAUGAUGUCCAUGAUUUACAACUGGCCUGCUCAUCAGGUUGACAUGAUUGUCCUGACAGAUGGCAGUCGUAUUCUUGGUCUAGGAGAUCUUGGAGUCCAGGGAAUUGGAAUACCCAUUGGAAAACUUGAUAUGUAUGUUGCUGCUGCUGGUAUCAACCCACAGAGAAUACUUCCAGUUAUGCUUGAUGUUGGUACAAACAAUCAGAAGCUUCUUGAAGAUCGUCUUUAUUUAGGUCUGCGUGAACCUCGGUUGGAAGGAGAGGAGUAUCUAUCAAUUGUUGAUGAAUUUAUGGAGGCAGUUCAUACUCGUUGGCCCAAGGCUAUUGUGCAGUUUGAGGAUUUCCAAAUGAAGUGGGCUUUUGAAACAUUGCAACGGUAUCGAAAAAGGUUUUGCAUGUUCAAUGAUGACAUACAGGGAACUGCUGGUGUUGCACUGGCAGGACUGCUUGGAACUGUAAGGACACAAGGCUGGCCAUUGGCCGACUUUGCAAACCAAAAGAUAGUUGUAGUUGGAGCAGGAAGUGCAGGGCUUGGCGUCCUUAACAUGGCUGUACAGGCUGUAAAAAGAAUGGCAGGAGCAGAUGCAAAUCCUCAGUUUUUCCUUCUUGACAAAGAUGGUCUCAUCACAAACGCAAGGAAGGUUAUUGAUCCAGCAGCCGCACCAUUUGCCAAAGCUCCUGCAGAGAUUGAGGAAUUGGGACUUAUGGAGGGAGCUAACCUCAUUGAAGUGGUUAAGAAGGUCAAGCCUCAUGUGCUUCUUGGUUUGUCUGGAGUUGGUGGUGUCUUCAAUGAGGAGGUGCUCAAAGCCAUGCGAGAAUCAGAUUCUACUAAACCUGCCAUUUUUGCUAUGUCAAAUCCCACAAUGAAUGCUGAAUGCACUGCUGUUGAUGCUUUCAAGCAUGCUGGAGAAAAUAUAGUUUUUGCAAGUGGUAGCCCGUUCAAAAAUGUUGACCUUGGGAAUGGAAAAAUAGGCCAUGUAAAUCAAGCAAAUAACAUGUAUCUGUUUCCUGGGAUUGGGUUGGGAGCUCUUCUCUCAGGUGCUCGUUUGAUUUCAGAUGGAAUGUUGCAAGCAGCGUCUGAAUGCCUUGCUUCAUAUAUGACAGACGAAGAAAUCCAGAGGGGUGUUCUGUAUCCACCUAUUGGGAGUAUUCGAGAUAUAACAGCCGAGGUUGGAGCUGCUGUUAUCCGAGCAGCUGUUGCUGAAGAAUUGGCAGAAGGUCAUGGUGAUAUAGGACCCAGAGAGCUCCGGCAGAUGUCAAAAGAGGAGACGGUGGAACAUGUCAAACACAACAUAUGGUUUCCUGUCUACAGCCCUCUUGUUCAUGAGAAAUAGAGUUCAUAUCGUUUCUCUCUCUCUCCGGUGAAGGAUUUUUUCGCUGCAGACUCUCACCCGAUUUUCUGCAGCCAUUUAUGCAUUCGUGGUUAAUCACUAUAUAAAACUGUAGUACCAGCUCCAGCCUAGAUUGGUAAAAGCAAAAUAGCGGUACCGUUGUUGUAAUGAAGUAUUGUACUAACUGAUUUUAGUUCCCAGUAUAGUCAUUGGAUUUUUGAACUUAA